AUGCAGCCGUUCCAGAGCGGUUGGUCCACCUCGCAGAUGAACCUGUCGCAGUACAACGACACAGACGAGUGCAAUGCGCGUCCCGUGGCUGAGGACACGUGCCUCAUGUUCCCCGGUCACUCGAAACUGGAGUGGACGUUCGCCGUGAACGCAUGGAUCUUCGGUGCCAUGGUUGGCUCGCUGUGCUGCGGCCACUUCAGCGACAAGUACGGCCGUAAGAAGGCUCUCAUGGGCAACUGUAUCUUCAUGAUCGUUGGUGGUGUGGUGCAGGCAUCUGUGUCGAACAUUUGGGUGUUCGCUGUUGGCCGUCUGAUCGCCGGUAUUGCUUCGGGUACGGCCACGGCCACCAUCGGCGCCUACAUCAACGAGCUGUCGCCGCCGCACAUGCGUAACACGCUUGGUCUGGGCCUUCAGAUCUUCACGACUAUCGGUAUUUUGGUGCCGGCGAUCUGCUUUUUCUUCGCCAACACGAGCUCUGGCUGGCGUUACCUGGCUGCGUUCCCCGUGGUGCUGGCCGUCAUCUACCUGCUGCUGGCGCCGACCAUGUGCAUUGAAAGCCCUGCAUGGCUUCUGACCCAGGGCCGCACGGAGGAGGCCAAGGAAGUGAUCGCUCGUCUGUAUGGCGAGGAGCACGUGCAGACGGCUCUGUCGUGGCUGCAGGUGAGCAAGAAGCCGGAGAACGCUGAGGAGGGCCUCGCUGCUCCCAAGCAGGAGUCCAUGUUCAACCCUCGCUACCGCAUGCAGCUUCUGGGUGGUAUUCUGCUGUCGUGCGCUCAGCAGCUUUCGGGUAUCAACGCUGUGUUCUACUACUCCGGCAGCAUCUUCUCGGACGCCGGUAUCUCGGACUCGCGUGUGGGUACGCUGAUCAUCGACUUCAUCAAUAUCUUCCCCGCCUUCUUCACCGGUGUGCUGGCCAACCGCUUCGGUGCUCGCAACAUGAUCCUCUGGGGUCUGUCGGGUAUGGUGGUCAUGUCCAUCGGUAUGACGGUGGCUUUCGUGGUGGACGUGUCUGCUCUGUCGAUUGUGUUCACUGCUCUGUACGUGAUCGUGUUCGGUGUGACGCUGGGUCCUCUGGUGUGGGUGAUGACUGCCGACAUUUUCCCGGACUCGAUCCGUGCCAGCGCUUCGUCGCUUUGCAUUGGUAUCAACUGGCUGUGCAACCUCAUC
Molecule: messenger RNA, 1167 nt
Organism: Phytophthora nicotianae INRA-310
Lineage: Eukaryota; Oomycota; Peronosporomycetes; Peronosporales; Peronosporaceae
Exons: 1
Biological process (GO): monosaccharide transmembrane transport
Cellular component (GO): membrane
Molecular function (GO): hexose transmembrane transporter activity
Source: RefSeq, a predicted model, not a curated record